AUGUGUGUUUUCAGUCCCAUUACUGCUUUGCCACAGCUAUAUAUGCUUGGAACACCAGUUCAUGAAGGUGAUGAAAAUGCUCAACUUUCUGUGAAUGAGGAAAUAGCAUACUCAAGUAAAAAGGAUUAUUUAUUAUCGUGGUUGAACGAUGUGAAAAAAUUGUUUGCUGAAAAAUCGCUACCAGUUGAUCGUAUGUAUCGACGAGAAAGAGCAAGAAAAAUGGCUCGAAAUAAAUAUCAGACUUUAGGAUAUGCUAUGCCAUUGCCUAAGCUUCGGAAACGAAUGAAAUAUGAUUUUUUAUACAAUCGAUCAGAUUAUUAA
Messenger RNA from Dracunculus medinensis (Guinea worm), 321 nucleotides. The record is from the annotation of a GenBank genome assembly. NCBI's taxonomy places the organism in Eukaryota, Metazoa, Nematoda, Chromadorea, Rhabditida, Dracunculidae.